UUGCAUCAAUGUGCAAUCUACAAAGUGUCCAGUAAGGGUUUUCCUAUCAAAAGUGCCCUUCUUAGGUUUCUUUUUAGGUCACUGAAACAGUUGGAGGAGGGAGAAAAGGAAAGGUGUGUAUGCAGUUGGAGUUUAAAAAAGGCUUAUAAACAAGGGUGUGUCUUGCAACACUUAAGCAGGCAAAAGCAGUGGGAAGCUGUGAGCUUGUCCCAGCAGGAAUGGUCUCUGCUUCUGCUAAUGUUUCCUCUUUCCUAAGACGGAAUUAGCUAAUGGCUGAGGCUCAGAGGCAUCCAAAAGACAGCAGCACAAUGCUUCUGACAGACCGUGGAAGGAUCCAUGGUGUGCACCUCUCUCCGUCUGUGGCAAAUUCAAUACAAGAGCUGUUGGAGCAGAUCAUUUCUGAACAUGAUACUUUCCGGCGAGCCCUGACUUUUCUCUCGACUGGACUGGCCAAACUGGAGAAGCGCCUGGAAGAGACAGAUCACCGGUUAGAAGCACUGGAAGCAAAAGUGGUGUCCACACAAAGCUGUGUAGUCAAACACUCCACUCUAAUGAGGGAGCUAGCAGUGGGGCACCUGGGGGCUGACCGCAGGCUGGAGAGCCUAGAGAACAAAGUGCGAGCUCGGAACUUGAGGGUCACUGGCGUCCCAACAGCUGUCAGAGAUGGCAACCUCAUCCCGUUCCUAGAAAAUCUGAUGCCAGCUGCCUUGGGUUUAAAUGGGAAAGAGGUUCCCAUCUGCAUCGAAAGUGCAUACCGUCUCCCAGCAAAGAAUGCUCAGGAGGGUGGUAGCAGCACAGUGCUAAUAACUCUCUCUGAUUUACGGCAUCGGGAGGGCAUAUUGAAGGCAUCCUGGGCUUCCCAGACAGCUAAGUUCCACGGACACAAGGUAUCCUUCUUUCCUGAUCUCAGCCCAGCCACGUAUGCCAGGCAGAAGCAUUUCAUUGCACUCAAGCAACAGUUUCUGAAGGCAGGAGCUCGGGCUUACAUAUUGUGCCCUGCAAAGUUAAAGGUGGUGCACCAAGGGAAAACGUACAUCUUCAAGGACAGCAUAUCUGCGGCCCAGCUGCUGGAUAAAAUCCAACAAGAAAGGAUGACUAUGACUUUGAUCCGCAACAGGCUGGGGCUGCUGAUUCUGGGAGUCCUCGUCACCUUUGUCCUCUACCUGUUGCUUCCUGCAAUCCAACAUGAGAGAUUUACAUCUUCAGUAGACAUCCCAAAGCCACGGGCUAUGGAGGAAGAGAUGAAGCAGGGUCAAAGCACUGGCAACGUCACUAUCUUGACAGGAACAGUCUUGCAAAACCCCUCUGUUUUCUUUAGAGAAGCUGUACAGGUACAAAAAGAUGGGGCUUCCUUUGUUGAAAGGUUGGCAGUGAUCCUCCUGCACGGUCAGUCCUUCACUUCCAAGAAAUGGGAAGAGUUGGGAACACUGGCUUUGCUCUCUGACAGUGGAUAUCGUGCAAUUGCCAUUGACUUGCCUGGCUAUGGGAACUCACCAAGCUCCAAUGCUGUUGAGACAUCACAAGGUCGUGUUGCAUUUCUGCAGCAAGUCCUGAAGGAGUUGGGACUUCAGAAACCUGUUUUGAUAAGCUCAUCCAUGAGUGGCCGCUAUUCCAUUCCAUUCCUCCUGGCCAGUGGGGAACAGCUGAUGGGCUUUGUGCCCAUUGCACCUGUGGGCACUAAGGACUUCACUACUCAGCAGUACCAACAGGUCAAAACACCAACAUUGAUAAUCUACGGAGAGCGUGAUACUGGCCUGGGCACUCAGUCUCUUCAGAGCCUUCAACAGAUCCCAAAAUCCAGAGUUGUCAUGCUGCCUGGAGCUGGCCAUGCCUGUUAUCUUGAUAAGCCUCAGGAGUUCCACAAAGCACUCUUGAACUUCCUCAGUGAGCUGAAGUGACUGUGGUACUCUAUCUACCAUGCCCUUUCAUCCUCUUCCUGGGAAAGAACCAAGACUAAAUCUCUGCCACAUCACUGAGUUGCUGUGUGUUUGAAUCUGUUCCUCCAUGUUUAAAGGGCUGUAGGGUUUACUGACUGUUGCCAGGGGAUUGCUUCUCCCUACUUGCUUGUGGGACUCCUCUUGUUACAACUGCUCCAGGCUUGACUGUCUGAAUUCUGCAGUCUGGCAGAAAUAUUGGAUCAAGGGUAUAUGGAGUAGGAUGACACCAUUUUCAAGAUAUUUGUUGUGAUGGCGCCUGGAGAACUUGAUAUUGCUGUCAGCAUUUGCCCCAUUUUUAAGAACCAAUCCCUCCUGCUCACCUGAUGCCUCUUCAGCUCGUUUCUUGUUUCAGGAGCACAAGCCCCCCAUGUUAUGUUGCGGCCACACUUCUCUAUCACCAGCUGACUACUUUUACUGGUGUGUAUGCUCCUGUUUUAAGGAUUGAAUGCUUUCCAUGGGUUUGUUGCUUUACUUCUCCCCACUGUUUUGGAAGGAAUCUUCUCAAGCUUGUCCAUCAAUUGAAGGAGACUGAAUUAUAGCACCCCAGUAAGACUAUGAGUGUGUUCGUCCUUGUUUGGAAGAUCUGAACAGGAAAAAACCAUGGCAGGCACUAAUUUUUGGAAUUGGCCAAGAGGCCUUUGAGGGACAUAGGAAAAUUAUUGGUUUUUUUAAGUGUCUUUUUUCCCUUUCCCUUUUGGUAACAGUUUGUGAUACUUUGGGAACCCAGCUGUAACAAGGUGGCUGGAUGUGGCCGAUUUUGUUUUGUUAGUAAGUGUUACAUGGAUCCUCACCCAAGAAAGAGGAGACGGGGGUGGGAUAUAGAGAAAAUGAUGCUAUUAGGUUUUCAGGGGAAUAUAGUCCAUAUGUUAAGGUAGGAGCUGAUAGCUUCUGCUUGGUGUCAUCACGUGUUUAGGGGGUUUUUUUGAGUGCUGCAAAAAUGUUAAGGGUCAAUAAAUCAUUUGUACAGAU
This is a messenger RNA of Rhineura floridana, 2906 nucleotides long. RefSeq lists its product as uncharacterized. Bases 270 to 1898 code for a protein of 542 amino acids. The transcript is spliced from 5 exons. Gene Ontology annotation, cellular component: cytoplasm. Lineage: Eukaryota; Metazoa; Chordata; Lepidosauria; Squamata; Rhineuridae. The record is from RefSeq and is a predicted model, not a curated record.